GCAGCAAAAUAACUUUUUAAGGAAAUGUGUCUAGAGAGCAGACACUCUGUGAAUGGAGUUUGAUUUCAAGACCCUAAAGGGUAUUCAUAUUUACUUCAAGGAACACCAAUGAAGGCUACUCUGUAGAGGACAAAUAAAUUUGACUUAUUGAAGGCCUAAAGAGCUUGUUUCUGAGAGGAAAUUCAAAAUGACGGUAAACUACCAAUCUUGAAGCUAGCAGAUCAUUGUCUUGAUCCAUCUACUAAGUUGAUGCUGCUUUGGUUUCAUUUUGUAUUACACCGUAGGAAGCACUGACAACUAACCAGGAAUAUUUGUGAAGGGUACUACAGUUCCACAAAUAGGCACCAAGAAGACAUCCUGAGAGGAAAGGAACAUGGAUGGAGUUGGAAAUAUGACAGUAUCUUCUACCAGUACUAAUAUAUGCAAUGACACUAUCGAUGAUUUCCGCAAUCAAGUCUAUUCCACCUUGUACUCUAUGAUCUCUGUUGUGGGCUUUAUUGGCAAUGGUUUUGUGCUCUAUGUCCUCAUAAAAACAUGUCAUGAAAAGUCAGCCUUCCAGAUUUAUAUGAUUAAUUUAGCAGUAGCAGAUCUACUGUGUGUGUGCACACUGCCUCUCCGAGUAGUUUAUUAUGUUCAUAAAGGCAUUUGGCUCUUUGGUGACUUUUUAUGCCGCCUCAGUACCUAUGCCUUAUAUGUUAACCUUUACUGUAGUAUCUUCUUUAUGACAGCCAUGAGUUUUUUCAGAUGCAUUGCAAUUGUUUUUCCAGUACAGAACAUCAAAUUGGUUUCACACAAAAAAGCCAGGUUAGUGUGUGUUGGCAUCUGGGUUUUUGUGAUAUUGACUAGUUCUCCAUUUUUAAUAUCCACUUCUUACAAAGAUGAGAAAAACAAUACCAAGUGCUUUGAGCCUCCACAAAACCAUCAGCCUAAAAAUCAUGUUUUUGUCUUACAUUAUGUGUCAUUAUUUGCAGGAUUUAUCAUUCCUUUUAUUAUAAUAAUUGUCUGUUACACAAUGAUCAUCUUGACCUUACUUAAAAAGUCAAUGAAGAAAAAUGUGUCAAGUCGCAAAAAGUCUGUAAGAAUGAUCAUAGUAGUGACAGCAGCUUUUUUGAUCAGCUUCAUGCCAUAUCACAUUCAACGCACAAUCCAUCUUCAUUUUUUACACAAUGAAACUAAACCCUGUGAUUCUGUCCUAAGGAUGCAAAAGUCAGUGGUCAUAACAUUGUCUCUGGCUGCAUCAAAUUGCUGUUUUGACCCUCUCCUAUAUUUCUUUUCAGGGGGAAACUUUAGGAGAAGGUUGUCUACGUUUAGAAAAUAUUCUUUGUCCAAUAUGACUAACGUACCCAAAAAGAAAGCCUCCUUUUCAGAAAAAGGAGAAGAGAUGCAUAAAGCAUAGUUUAAACCCAUCUCCAGUGCAAAUCAGUGAAAGAAUUCAGCAAUAAGUAUUUUCUCAAAUCAUUUACAGUAAAAUAUAAGAAUGUAUAUUAUUAGCAAAAAAUAACCGAAUGUGUCUCUAUAAAUCUAUUUCAUUGUUCAUCUACAUUAUUAAAAGCUGUAGGGGCCGGGUGACGGUGCAUCUGGUAAACUGCACAUGUUAC
This is a messenger RNA of Erinaceus europaeus (western European hedgehog), 1598 nucleotides long. It is a transcript of the gene CYSLTR1, whose product is annotated as cysteinyl leukotriene receptor 1. The transcript has 4 exons. Gene Ontology annotation, molecular function: leukotriene receptor activity. Gene Ontology annotation, cellular component: plasma membrane. The record is from RefSeq and is a predicted model, not a curated record. Lineage: Eukaryota; Metazoa; Chordata; Mammalia; Eulipotyphla; Erinaceidae. Gene Ontology annotation, biological process: G protein-coupled receptor signaling pathway. Bases 374 to 1396 code for a protein of 340 amino acids.